Molecule: messenger RNA, 2610 nt
Organism: Carlito syrichta (Philippine tarsier)
Lineage: Eukaryota; Metazoa; Chordata; Mammalia; Primates; Tarsiidae
Gene: MTMR11
Product: myotubularin related protein 11
Exons: 18
Coding region: 252-2339 (695 amino acids)
Source: RefSeq, a predicted model, not a curated record
GGGCAUCUCUCCCGCCCUCUCCAGAAUCGACUGAAGUUUCCGAGGAGACUAUUCAGUCUGGGCUGGAAACACUUUCAAAAGACUCUGAAACUGUGCUCCAUGCACUUCCAAUGCUCCUUUCCCUUGUGUCCAGCCCCCUGCCCCUCUCCCUGACUCUCCUCAACUACAAGAUUUAGCCUUUCCACAAGGGAGUUGAGCAUCCUUGAGGUUUCCCACCCUUAACUGCUCUGUCCCCGGAUGGAGCCAGAGAAAUGUGGUGGGGGGGCCGGGGCCAGAGCUUCAACAUCGCCCCCCAGAAGGAGGAGCCAGAGAUGGGGUCUGUCCAGGGAAGCAAGAUGCCGGAGCCCAGGAGCCGUCAGCUUAGCAGUUGCCUGGCCUCUGGAUGCCUCCCAGGGGAGCAGAUCCUAGCAUGGGCCCCAGGGGUGAGGAAGGGGCUGGAGCCUGAAUUGUCUGGAACCCUGAUCUGUACCAACUUUAGGGUCACCUUCCAGCCCUGUGGAUGGCAGCGGAAUCAGGACACUCCCCUGAGCAGUGAGUAUGAUUUUGCCCUGAUCAACAUUGGGCGUUUAGAGGCUGUGAGUGGCUUAUCCCGAGUCCAGCUCCUCCGUCCAGGGUUCCAGCUUAAAUUCAUUCCUGAGGAGAUUCUACUUCAUGGCCGAGACUUCCGGCUUCUCAGAGUUGGUUUUGAGGCUGGAGGGCUAGAGCCUCAAGCUUUUCAGGUGACCAUGGCUAUUAUCCAAGCAAGAUCUCAGAGCAAUCAAGCCCAACAGUAUGCAGGGAUAACCCUGAGCAAGACUGGUCAGGGUUCUCGCUCCAGAAAACCACCUAUUCCUCUCUUGGAGACAUUAGAAGACUGGGAGACUGAGCGGAAGAGGCAAGGAGCCCAGGGCUGGAGGGUCAGCACAGUCAAUGAGAGGUUCGACGUAGCCACCAGCCUGCCCCGUUACUUCUGGGUCCCUAACCGACUUCUGGACAGUGAGGUCAGGAGAGCAUUUGGCCACUUUCAUCAGGGCCGAGGACCGCGCUUGUCCUGGCAUCACCCUGGUGGCAGUGAUCUUCUGCGCUGUGGUGGCUUCUAUACAGCCAGUGACCCUAGCAAGGAGGAUAUCAGAGCAGUGGAGUCAAUGCUCCAGGCUGGGCAUUCAGAUGUUGUCCUGGUAGAUGCUAUGGAUGAGCUGCCUAGUCUUGCAGAUGUCCAACUUGCCCAUUUAAGGCUGAGAGCCCUCUGCCUGCCUGAUUCAUCUGUAGCUGAGGAUAAAUGGCUCUCUGCCCUGGAAGGAACACGAUGGUUGGACUAUGUCAGGGCUUGUCUUCGAAAAGCCAGUGACAUCUCAGUAUUAGUGACAUCCAGGGUUCGUUCUGUAGUGCUUCAAGAGCGCGGUGAUCGUGAUUUCAAUGGCCUCCUCUCUUCACUCGUCCAGCUGCUUUCAGCACCUGAAGCCCGAACACUGCUUGGCUUCCAAUCACUAGUGCAGCGAGAGUGGGUGGCAGCUGGACACCCCUUCCUGACUCGGCUUGGGGAAACUGGGGCCAGUGAAGAGGCACCAGUGUUUCUCCUCUUCCUUGAUUGUGUCUGGCAGUUCCUUCAGCAAUUUCCAGCUGAUUUUGAAUUCUCUGAGUUUUUGCUUCUUGCUCUUCAUGAUAGUGUCAGGGUUCCUGACACCCUUACCUUCCUGAGAAAUACUCCCCGGGAGCGUGGAAAGCAGAGUGGACAGUUUAACUCCUAUACGCAGGUCUACACCCCAGGCUACUCCCAGGCCCCCGCUGGUAACUCUAUUAACCUGCAGCUGUCUGUCUGGGAUUGGGAUUUACGCUACAGCAAUGAACAGAUACUACAAUUCCAGAAUCCUGGCUAUAACCCAGAGCACUGCCCAGAUUCCUGGCUCCCUAGACAGCAGCCAAACUUCAUGGGUCCUGGACCUCCUAGUUCUAUGUGGCUCUUCUCUAGAGGAGCCCUGACCCCCCUGAAUCACCUCUGUCCAUGGCGGGACAGUCCCUCCCUGCUGGCAGUCUCUUCUCGAUGGCUCCCUCGACCUGCUAUCUCCUCCGAAAGCCUGGCUGACCAGGAAUGGGGGCUCCCCUCACAUUGGGGAGCUUGUCCUUUGCCUCCAGGGCUGCUACUACCUGGAUAUCUGGGACCCCAGAUCAGGCUCUGGAGACGCUGCUACCUGAGAGGAAGGCCUGAAGUCCAGAUGGGCCUCUCAGCUCUCACAAUCUCUGGCCUCCAGGAUGAGCUAUCCCAUCUUCAGGAGUUAUUAAAGAAAUGGACACCAAGAGUAUCUCCUGAGGAUCACUCCAAGAAAAGAGAUCCAAAUACCAUUCUCUCUCAAUCCCAUUGAAACUGUUGGCAUUCCCAAAGGCCAAUUCCAUCCCUUUUGAAUAACAGGAAGUUAAAUUGUGAGCUCAGAGAAGUUGUUCAUCAGUCCCAAUAAGAUAGCCUGGAGACCUCAUUCCCAUUCCCUCUUGCUGCUUAAUUCCAAUUUCUAUUUCUUCCCUUAAAGUUUUCUACAGGAAUACGGUGGAUACUGGAGACACCCUGUCUCCUCCAAGUGUAUUUUUGUAGUGGAAUUUCUAUUUAAGGAAUUCAUUAAAGCACAGUAUUUAUACACA